Arabis nemorensis is the source of this 1023-nucleotide messenger RNA. The record is from the annotation of a GenBank genome assembly. NCBI's taxonomy places the organism in Eukaryota, Viridiplantae, Streptophyta, Magnoliopsida, Brassicales, Brassicaceae.
AUGGCGUUUUACAGAUCUCUGAGAAACCUAACUGCAAUCAAUCACCGUAUGACGAGACCAUUCUUCACCGCCGCCUCCGCCGUAACUUCCGGCGGAACAGUUUCACUCCCACCGCCGUUUUCUCCGUUGUUCCCACAUUUCUCUCACCGUUUGUCUCCGCUUUCGAAAUGGUUCGUUCCUCUUAAUGGACCUCUCUUCCUCUCUUCACCUCCUUGGAAACUGCUCCAGUCCGCGACUCCUUUGUAUUGGCGUGGAAACGGCGCUGUUUUGAGGAAAGUCGAGGCUCUGAAUCUUAGAUUGGAUCGGAUUAGAAGCAGAAAGAGGUUAGGAUUGCAGUUGGUGGAACCAAACGUGGAUCGCAAUUUGUCCAAGGAGGAAGUUGGAGGUAGAGGAAGUAGUGUUGGCAUAAUCGAGAGUUUUGUGAAUGUGCCGAAUAUGAUAUCUAUGGCACGAUUAGUAUCUGGUCCUGUGCUUUGGUGGAUGAUUUCGAAUGAAUUGUAUACUUCUGCUUUCAUAGGGUUGGCUGUUUCUGGAGCUAGUGAUUGGUUAGAUGGUUACAUGGCUAGGAGGAUGAAGAUUGAUUCUGUGGUUGGCUCAUAUCUUGAUCCUCUUGCAGACAAGGUUCUUAUUGGGUGUGUUGCGUUGGCAAUGGUGCAGCAAGAUCUUCUACAUCCUGGGCUGGUUGCGAUUGUGGUGUUCCGGGAUAUAGCCCUUGUCGGUGGUGCAAUUUAUCUAAGGGCAGUAAACUUAGACUGGAAGUGGAAAAAUUGGAGUGAUUUCUUCAACCUCGAUGGUUCGAGCCCUCAGAAAGUAAAACCAUUGUUUAUUAGCAAGGUGAAUACGGUUUUCCAAUUGGCUCUAGUCGCUGGCGCAAUGCUUCAACCCGAUUUUGGGAAUCCAGAUACGCAGACAUGGAUUACUUAUCUAAGCUGGUUAGUUGCUUCUACGACCAUGGCUUCAACCGCAGCUUAUGGAGUACAAUACAUGAAGAAGCGACCUAUUUCUAUGAUUAAGAGAUCGUAG